Lodderomyces orthopsilosis Co 90-125 is the source of this 1479-nucleotide messenger RNA. RefSeq lists its product as uncharacterized. Gene Ontology annotation, biological process: RNA processing. Gene Ontology annotation, molecular function: ribonuclease III activity. The transcript has a single exon. Lineage: Eukaryota; Fungi; Ascomycota; Pichiomycetes; Serinales; Debaryomycetaceae. The record is from RefSeq and is a predicted model, not a curated record. The coding region runs from base 1 to 1479 and encodes 492 amino acids.
AUGUUAACCGCUAGACUCCGACCAAUACCUAUACCUACGUCCACAAUGAAAGGAAACAGAGGUAAAGCAAUAGAUAGUACUAAACUAGAUGUAGCUGGAGACAACAUGGGGAAAACCACCGCUGCUCCAUCAGAUCAUCGUCAUUACCUACACACCACUUCACACCACCAUCAGGCACAAUCAAAGCAUUCGAUACUUAUCCCUAGUCCAUUAAACGCUUUGCUUCAUUCAGAUAGACACAUGAAAUACCAUUUCUACAAUUUAGGUGGUGACUUCAUUAGAGUCUCAGCAUACCGACGUUUCAAGCAAUUAUUCCGAAUAGGUGGUGGUUCACUAAUUAAAGAAAUUGUUUUUGAUUUGUCGACUUUUUUAAAACGGGAAGUCAAUGAUGAAAAAUCAGGGGUCCACUUACAGUUUAAAAACUAUCUCACUUCAAAUAGUACCAUUUUGCAAAAAAAAGAGACAAAUUGGUGUAUUUGUGAUCAUCAGUUUGGAUUACGCAAUUGGUUAUUUAUUGUAUUUGGAUACAUGUUACAAACUUAUAGGGAAGAAGAAGUACAUGAAUGUUUAGAUGACGUUAUCAAGAUGUAUCUAAAUGCAAGAAAGAAUCGAAUUGAUCCAGAUAAUAUUCGAAUUAUACGUGAUGAACGAGAUAAUUUUACAUUGGCAACAUUUGAAAAUUACAUCAAUACGGUGGAGAUUCAAGAAGAUUUGUUGUUUGGUAGUACCAGCUCCACUAGAUUUGUUACUAUAUCACCCGCGUAUAAUCAGAGAAUCUAUUUACCACCACUACCUAAAUUGCAUAAUCGGAAUUUAUUAGUUAAGGCAUUGAUGCAUAAAGAAUUUUAUCGAUUAUUAUUAGAUCCACGUCACAGGUUUGCCCAAACCAUGCAGUCACAUAACUAUGAUUUAUCAUUUGGAGAAUAUGGGUUAAUUCGUAAAGAAAUUUCAUUUCUUGAUGGAUUGGGUGAUUUCUUUUUGGCUCAGGAGACUUCAAGACUUAUAUUUGAUUUAUGUCGUAACAAUAGUAAAGGAGGGGUCACUACAGAAGAGGACUCCAUACUUAACCCCAAUGUAAGCUCCCAGACUUACAACUUACUCAAGAUGAUUCUUGCCACAAACACCUUGAUGUCGAAAUUAACCAAAUGUUACAACUUAUACCAAGGAUUAAACGACCCCAUAAUCAAUACCAGAAUUGCUGAUGAAUGGAUUCCUUAUACAACUACGGGAGUUCUUCCACGGGGUAAAGAUGUUGAUGAAGUUCGCAUAUAUGAAGAAGAGUUUCUAGGUGAUUUCUUUGAAAGUUAUAUGGCGGCAUUGUUAAUUGAACAACCAACAGUUGCAAAAUCAUUCAUUAGAGAAAUUUAUAAACAAUUAAUUUCGGUAAUGACUAAAACAUUACCACCUGAAGUAACGUACCAGAAUUGGACUAUGAACAUAUUGGGUAGAAAUAUAUAUGGCAAAAAAGAAGUGGCUUAA